ACUAAAGCCUAAAGCACCUCAUCGGCCUCCAAACUUCCACCAUCGAACAGUCUUUUUCCUCCUCUCCGCCACAGAAGCAAUCGAGGAGGUACAACUUGGAGACGAAAUCUCCAGCCUCGCCCUCAUUCACGCACAGAGACUCAAUGAAUUACUGGCUCUGGCAGUUGUAAUCGUUGCUUCGGCAGCUAUAAUCGGUAGAUUAGGGGCUAUUGAUUCCAUCGUCGAUGAGUUUAAUUCGGUCGUUGCAGGAGGCGGAGAAGGCGGGGCGGUCAUAAGGUCUAGACUUCUGGAGUAUGUCAUGAGGAUGCUGUUGCAGAGAAUGAACCGAUGGGGACGCCUGUGAUGGCUCUAGCUUUGAGGUCGAUGGAUCAAGCAUCAUAUCCGGCCAUCUCUUAUUCGUUACUCAAUAACCGCCUUCCGCCUUCGUGUUCAUCAUCCGUUGAGUUGAUUGGUCACCUGUCACCCCUCUCUCCAGCAACAAGCAACCUGUAACCUGUAUCUACUAAUGAAGUCCAAAAUUGUUCAAAUGGUUUGGAUUCUCUUUCAUUAGUAAUUUUUACCAUGGCCGUCCUUUGAUAAGUUAUGCAUAGCUUCUUUGAUUUCAAAUCAAGUCUCACUAUAAGUUUACUAAGUUUCAAGCACAUAUUGAUUUGCUAAGACACUCACUUUGACUGCUCUUUAGCUCUACCUUUGAAGAUUAAAUUGAAAUUUGGAGGAAAUUUGGAGUAGGUUUUAACACCACCUUACUGAUCAAAUCAUUUUCAUUCUACUUUUUAUGAUGAUAUCUAAAUGUUACUGGAUAGCACCUCUAAGUACGCAUAUUUGUUCUUUUACAAUGUCGGGCUAUUCAUAAAUGGAAAACUGUUUGAAUCCUAAUAUAACGUUAUUCAAUCUUCUCAAUUGUAAUGGCAUUUUUGAAAGGAAUUCAAAAGGGUAAAUUAUUAAGUUCUUACUUAUGUUCAAAUUUUAUAACAGGUAUAAUAUCCCAAUAAAAGGACAUGGAUGAACUAAAUAUUUGAAUGAAGAGUGAGGUGGUCAUAAGGGCAGAGCACAUGAUUGUCUAUAUUAGUGUUGUUACUUAUAAUUACUACCAUUAAUUUGAUUUUGAUAUAAACAGAACGUGAACUAAUGGUGUGCUUGCACUUUCCUUGGCUUGACUUUGAAAACACCUAUUGAAAGCUAUUACCUGAUCCCCUGGGACUUGCACAUGUUAAAUUUAUUUUAAAACAAUUAAAAGCUCUUUUUGAUGAUUUUUUUUUAAAAAGUUGUUUUUGAUUGGGUGGAAGCACAAGCACAUAGCUCAGGUCAUACUGUUCCCUGUGUAGCAAUUGAUGAGGAGUAUGAUUAUGAGCAUUAUGGAUUAAAUAUUGCUUCGUAGCAGCAUCAUUUUCAGUUGCAAAUCCUGGACAGGUAUUGUUAAAGGUAAAGGGAAAUUUUGGGCAGGGUUAGACCUUGUCAUUAUACAAUAUAUGUAUAUAUUAUAGAUAUUAUAGACUUCAGAUUGUGUUAGUAAUUGCUUCAUUUUCGGUUGUAAACUUUGGGUCUAAUUGUUACUGAAAAGUGUGAGAUUGUGUUGUGACAUCUCUUUUUUGUAUUUCGUUCUUUUUUAAGUUGAUGGUUUUGCUCUUGGCCAACAGAACAGGGGAAAUCCUUAUAAUUGAAUUUCUUUGAAAAGGUGGAGGUUACCUUUGUGUAAGAUCACAUGGCUACAUCUGAAAAUUGCUAUUAUCACCUAUCAUUGGAUUGCUUUCAAUUCUUUCCGGUAAUAAUGUCUAUUGACUUGCUGAUCUUAACACUAUGGAAGUUAUACCCCCUCUGUGCCAUUUAAAAUGGCAAAAACUUCUUCAGUGAAAAAAGGAAACUAAUAAGCACUUUUCGCGGGUCGUGGUGAUUGUGUUCUUACUUUGUUUCAAUUGCUUACUUUGUAUAUUUCCUACUGUAUGUUUCCUAAACAUAUAUUUCCUACUGUCAUAAUGAUGUAUUACAAAUGAUUAGUGUGCCACAAGUGCUUAGUUUGUUGCCAUAUGUGUCAAUUAAUUAUAUUCUCAUUGCAGACGUAUAAAAGAGAAAUAAGCACAUGAAGGUGAUAAUAAGAUUGAGAAGAUCAAUGAUGGAAAUAGAACCAAGUCUCAACAACUAUGUGUUAAGAUGCAUAGAAAGAGGAAGAUGUGAUAAGAAGCAGAGCUAAACAAUAUAAUGGUUGGAUGUAAUAAGUAGAAUUAUAUAUUCAUUGUGAAAGUUUAUAUGUUAUUUUUGUUUCUUUUUGUUGUAUUAUAUGUGUUGUAUUUUGUUGCAGCUUGUUGCAUUUUGUUGCA
Cuscuta epithymum is the source of this 2315-nucleotide messenger RNA. The record is from the annotation of a GenBank genome assembly. Lineage: Eukaryota; Viridiplantae; Streptophyta; Magnoliopsida; Solanales; Convolvulaceae.